Molecule: messenger RNA, 270 nt
Organism: Didymella exigua CBS 183.55
Lineage: Eukaryota; Fungi; Ascomycota; Dothideomycetes; Pleosporales; Didymellaceae
Exons: 2
Coding region: 1-270 (89 amino acids)
Biological process (GO): mitochondrial respiratory chain complex IV assembly
Cellular component (GO): mitochondrial inner membrane; mitochondrion
Source: RefSeq, a predicted model, not a curated record
AUGGGCGGGCCCAAUCUCGAAGUCGCCAAGUUCGGCAUGUACAUUCUCUUCCCGAUCAGCAUCAUGUACUACUUCGGCACAAACCUCGACGGCAAGUUCUCGGUGCCAGACUUCUGGCCCAAGCCGGAGCAGACACACCGCAUUCCGUAUGAGCGGGAGGAGAUCGCGAAGGAGCUGGAGAGGCUGAAGGCGAGGAAUCUGGAGAACAAGAGGAGGAGGGAAGAGGAGGAGAGGCGGAUGGCUGCGAUGGGUGUCAGCAAGGACGAAUAG